ACAAAAUGGCCGCGUCAGCUUCGGGAAAUGUUACCUCCAAUUGGAUCAAAUUCUUCACCGCUGCCAGCAUCCCACCAAGUGAUGCUGCAAAUUAUGCUAUAAUUUUCACCGACAAUAGAAUCCAGAAAGACAUGCUCCUUGAUCUCAACAAGGAAUACCUCAACGACAUGGGGAUAGCUGUCAUGGGGGAUAUCAUUGCAAUACUGAAACAUGCCAAGGCAGUUCAUAGCCAAGAAGCAAGGGAGAAGGCUUUAAAGGAAACUGUGUCAGCGAGCACACCAUCUGUCACACCUUCUCCGAGAAGAUCAACUCCUGCGAGUCGGAUAGUUGAUCAUUAUCUGGGUAAUGAUCCAAAUGCAGCACCCAUGAAUGAACCACCACCAGGCCCAAAACUUUCAAAGGAAAUGGCAUCAAGACUGGGACCAGCCCCUGGUAAGAAUAUACACUUCAACACUACAAGAGUUUUUCCUGCUGGCGGUGGAGGGUCUGGACGAUCAACCCCAACACUAUCAAAGUCAGCACUCCAAGCCAAGAAACUGGGAGAAGGAAAAUAUAAAGUGUCCAUGCCGAAAGGGACAACAACAAAAACAAGAAAAAUUCUUGAAGACAAGGCUUUAGUUGAAGUUCCUGAUGUGUCGAAGUCAUCUGUGUUUACCCGACUUGGUGACGAUUCUGGAGAAACGAAAUUCAUGGUUACUGGCUUGGCCUCUUCUUCUACUUCAUCUGGGAGUUCAUCAGUUUUUAACCGUCUUGGUGGUAAAACUGUAAAAAGAGCAGCUACAUCUACUUCACCUGACUCUGAUGAAGAUGAUACAUAUAGAGAAAGUGCUUUGGAAUAUGCUGGAGUACUCAAAUCACCGAUAAAGAAACAGAAAGUUCAAAGACAAUUACCUCCAAAAAAGGCCAUCACAAUUACCAAGAAUAUGCCAACAAGAACAAUACCCCAAGCUGUAAAAAAGACAGUCACAAUUAAGGUCCCGGAACCGAGGGUUCCUGUGCCAACAGAAGGUAUCUUCCACCGCGACGGUGUGCGGACAGAAGGUAUUUUCGGACGUGAUGGGGAAGUAACUAAAGUCAGCAUCCUUAAGCGGUUAGGGAAAGAUCUCCAAGUAGCAUCUGCAUCCUCCACCACUCCUUCUGUCCGCUCCUCUGCCAAAGCUGCUGUCAAAACUGCCGCCGCCAAAUCUUCAAUGAAAGCCAGGCUCGGCCCAUCACCAAUGGAAGUCUCAACAAGUGAAAAGCCAAGUAAGAAGACUGCUGGAGGAAGUGUUUUCAGUCGACUAGGUUCCCGGGACUGAUUCAGCAGGAAUUGGACUUGUAAUCUCAAUGAAAAAAGGACUGUUUGCUCACUGACACUCGAGACUGAUAAUCCUUUUUGAUGGUGGAGGUUUUGCUGCAGCAAAAUAUUAUCAGAGAUUAGAAGAAUUCCAACUUUGAAAUAAAAUUCAUCUUUGAAGGGCAUCCAUUGCAUUAUUGAACUGAUUUUGUGAAGUUUUAGAAAUGUGUUUUAUCAUCCCAUCAGACACCAUUGCUAGGUUGCAAGUGUUGUGAGAUAAGGAGUGAGAUUACGCAGCUCUACUCUACUCUUCCUGUACGUACAUUGUAGUUAUUCGAUCAAAGUGAGAUACAUGUAUUUCCAUCUGGUAUUUGUGCUCAUCGAUCGUGUCUUCCAAUCAUAUCUUCCAAAUUACAUUACAUUGUACAUCAUUGUAUAUGACACUAUGAAAGAAAAGAAGAAAAAAAUUCAAUUUGAGUCUGUUCAGAACUGAGAACAGAAUACUUUGUUGGCAUCGGUUUGUCUUGUUAAUAACUCAGUGCUACAUUUAAAACAUUUUUUUGACAAAGUAAGAAUUUCAUUCUUUAUCACAACAUGACUUGAAGGGCUA
Lineus longissimus is the source of this 1886-nucleotide messenger RNA. RefSeq lists its product as uncharacterized. Gene Ontology annotation, cellular component: nucleus. The coding region runs from base 6 to 1298 and encodes 430 amino acids. NCBI's taxonomy places the organism in Eukaryota, Metazoa, Nemertea, Pilidiophora, Heteronemertea, Lineidae. The record is from RefSeq and is a predicted model, not a curated record. The transcript is spliced from 8 exons.